Messenger RNA from Staurois parvus, 309 nucleotides. NCBI's taxonomy places the organism in Eukaryota, Metazoa, Chordata, Amphibia, Anura, Ranidae. The record is from the annotation of a GenBank genome assembly.
UCAGACCCUACACUGGUGCAGUGGGUCCUGGGUUCCUCCUGGUGCAGUGGGUCCUGGGUUCCUCCUGGUGCGGUGGGUCCUGGGUUCCUCCUGGUUUGGUGGGUCCUGGGUUCCUCCUGGUGCGGUGGGUCCUGGGUUCCUCCUGGUGUGGUGGGUCCUGGGUUCCUCCUGGUGCGGUGGGUUCUGGGUUCCUCCUGGUGUAGUGGAUCCUGGGUUCCUCCUGGUGCAGUGGGUCCUGGGUUCUUCCUGGUGCAGUGGAUCCUGGGCUCCUCCUGGUGUAGUGGGCCCUGGGUUCCUCCUGGUUCAGUG